This is a messenger RNA of Lycium ferocissimum, 936 nucleotides long. RefSeq lists its product as uncharacterized. The record is from RefSeq and is a predicted model, not a curated record. Lineage: Eukaryota; Viridiplantae; Streptophyta; Magnoliopsida; Solanales; Solanaceae. The transcript is spliced from 3 exons. Bases 1 to 936 code for a protein of 311 amino acids.
AUGGGGGUUACGAUACAUGCGAAAUCGGACUCGGAGGUUACGAGCAUCGAUGCGUCUUCACCACCACGAUCACCUCGUAGGGCACUGUAUUACGUUCAGAGUCCAUCGCACUCACAGCAGCAUGAUGUUGAGAAGAUGUCAUACGGGUCGAGCCCAUUCGGGUCACCCGCCCAUCACUACCAUUGCUCUCCUAUUCACCACUCCCGCGAGUCCUCCACUUCUAGGUUCUCUGCUUCUUUGAAAAACCCUAUCAGGAAUCAUCAGCUUGCUGUCUGGAAGAGAAUACCCCGCACUAAUGACGAUGACCCUGAUGAAGAUAACGAUGACGAUGAUGAUGGCAAGUCAAAUGUCAUGAGGUUUUAUAUGCUCUGCUUUCUCCUCUCUUUCAUUGUGCUCUUCACCAUCUUCUCCCUCAUCCUUUGGGCUGCUAGUCUCCCUUACAAACCCAAAAUCUUCGUUAAGAGCAUGGUUUUCGAAAAUUUGAACGUGCAAGCAGGGAUAGAUGGGACCGGGGUUCAAACGGACAUGUUGACUCUAAAUUCAACGGUGAGGAUCUAUUACCGGAACCCAGCAACUUUUUUUGGUGUGCACGUCACAGCUACACCACUUGAGCUUCAUUAUUACAUGCUCAAGGUCGCCUCUGGUCAAAUGAAGAAGUUCUAUGAGCCAAGGAAGAGUAAGCGGAUAGUGGUGGCUGUUCUUCAAGGACACCAAAUUCCACUGUAUGGUGCGAUUCCACUUCUUAGUGAUGCUAAAGACCGGAUUCAGAGUGUCUCUGUGCCGCUUAACCUUACAUUCGUAAUGAGAUCAAGGGCCUAUAUAUUGGGAAGGCUGGUGAAGCCCAAGUUCUACGUUCAUAUCUCUUGCCAAGUAACUCUCAGAGGCAAUCACCUUGGCAAACACAUCAAUCUGACCACUUCUGGUUCUUGCAAGUAG